AUGGGCUUAAUUGCAGACAACUUUCCGAUCCUCAACAACUCGGUUGAGACUGGUGAGGGAAAACGCGCCGAGUCGCGGUACUAUCCAAAGGACGAGCCAUGGAAUCCGCAUAGACAGGUCAAAAUCAUCAUCGUCGGCGCUGGUAUUGGUGGGGUUGCGCAGGCUAUUCUCCUCUCCCACAAAGUUCCCAACGCGACCAUAGUGGUGUAUGAUCGUCUAGAAAGGAUUGGGGGAACCUGGGCUGCGAACGUGUAUCCAGGGGUUCGUUGCGAUGUGCCAUCUCAUGCGUAUCAACUUACACUGGAGCCAAACACGCAAUGGUCCGAGUAUUACCCAAAAGGCAGUGAAAUUCAGCAGUAUUACGAAGGCGUCGUCAGGAACCACGGGCUCGAGGAGAACUUCAAACUCCAGCAUGAGGUUGUACGAGCGACGUGGCUGGCGAGUGCUUCCCAGUGGGCAGUCGAGGUUCGCAACCUCCGGACCGGCGACGUUUCGGUCGAUACAGCCGAGUUCCUCGUGAACUGCCAGGGCCGUAUCAGCAAGCCCAAGGUUCCUAACAUUCCGCAUCUCGAUGCCUACAAGGGCCCUAUCGUCCAUACUGCCCGUUGGCCUGCGGAUUUGGAUCUGACCGACAAGACGGUUGCUGUUGUCGGUGCAGGCGCGUCAGCCGCCCAGCUCAUUCCAAAUAUUGCCCCCAAGGUCAGAAAGAUUGUCAAUUUUGUCCGGAGCAAGACGUGGGUGUCUCCUACUUUCAUCCAAGGUACCCACGAAGCAACGGGUGACGCGCCAGGUGGCCCUCCCUAUUCCCCUGAACAGCGGGCCACGUUCCAAGGGGACCCAGCUGCAUACGUCGAACACCGCAGAGAGUUUGAGAUGAGGUUCCAGACGCGCACCAUCAAGGGCGCCCACAAGCUGGGGAGCAAGGAGAAUGCAGCCCUCCGAGAGCGUAUCAUCGAAACCAUGCGGGAGCGUCUUGGCGGCGAUGAGGAAUGGCUUCAACGUCUACUGCCGGACUACGCACCUGGCUGUAAACGACUCACACCAGCCCCGGGGUAUCUCGAAACACUACGCAGCCCGAAAGUGGACUACAUCACUGAGAGAAUCACACAGCUCACGCCAACAGGCGUCCAGACAGCUAGUGGAGCUCACCAUGAGGUUGAUGUCGUCAUCUUGGCUACAGGCUUCGAGCCGAGCUUUACGACACUCUUUCCUGUCAUUGGAAAAGAUGGAAUCGACCUCCGAGAGAAGUGGUCUUCGUAUGGUGAAAUCGGCUACCCUGAAACCUAUCUCGGCAUCAUGGCUCCUGGGUUUCCGAACUAUUUUUUUGUGCUGCAGGCUCAAGGCAACGCACGUGGAGGCUCCGUACCUCUACAUAUUGAGACCUCGGGUGUGUUCAUCGCCAAGGCGGUUCGAAAAAUCCAGUCACAGUCUUACGCGGCACUGAAUGCGAAAGAGGAGGCGGCCCAAGAGUUCAAUGACGUGGUUGGGGGGUUCUUCGAGAAUUCCGUGACAGGCGACUCAUGCAAGAGUUGGUUCAAAAGUGAAACUGGGCCAUCAAGGCUUCUCAUCGCUUGGCCUGGGUCGUAUCACCACCGCGCUGGCAUACUACGAGAUCCUCGGUGGGAGGACUUUACAUUUGAAGCCAGACCGGGGGCAACUCGGAACAGGUUCGAGUAUUUUGGUGAUGGGACAGUAGAGAAAGAAUCUAAGCCAGAUAGAGAUCCACUAAGGUUGACUAGCUAUCUGGCUGAGAUUGGGAAGAUCGAUCUCGCCACAUAUCAGGAAUCAUGGACUCUGGACCUAUGA
Molecule: messenger RNA, 1806 nt
Organism: Fusarium keratoplasticum
Lineage: Eukaryota; Fungi; Ascomycota; Sordariomycetes; Hypocreales; Nectriaceae
Exons: 4
Coding region: 1-1806 (601 amino acids)
Source: RefSeq, a predicted model, not a curated record